Molecule: messenger RNA, 714 nt
Organism: Lycium ferocissimum
Lineage: Eukaryota; Viridiplantae; Streptophyta; Magnoliopsida; Solanales; Solanaceae
Exons: 3
Coding region: 1-714 (237 amino acids)
Biological process (GO): DNA integration
Molecular function (GO): nucleic acid binding
Source: RefSeq, a predicted model, not a curated record
AUGGACUUUGUUAUUGGGUUACCUCAUUCCCGGCACAAGUACGACUCCAUUUGGGUGAUUGUCGACAGACUCACGAAAUCAGCACAUUUUCUACCGGUCAGAUCUACAUAUUCAGCAGAAGAUUAUGCUAGAUUGUAUCUCAAGGAGAUAGUAUGGAUUCACGGCAUUCCUAUAUCUAUUAUUACUGACAGAGGAGCACAAUUCACCGCUAAAUUCUGGAGAUCCUUUCAAGAAGGAUUGGGUACUCAAGUGAAAUUCAGCACUGCAUUCCAUCCACAGACUGAUGGGCAAGCUGAACGCACUAUUCAAACCUUAGAAGACAUGUUGCGAGCUUGUGCGUUGGACUUUGGCGAUAGACAAGUGCGGAAGCUUAGAAAUAAAGAGAUCGCUUCAGUCAAAGUCUUAUGGAGGAAUGAUAACAGAGAGGAGAUGACUUGGGAAGCAGAAGAAGCUAUGAAGAUCAAAUAUCCGCAUCUAUUCCCACCCCCAGAGGAGGCUCAAGAUGGAACAUCAGUGUCCCCAGAAACUUGGAGGGAUACGCUUGAAGAGGCAAGUUCCCCUGACUUUGACCUUCUUACAUCGCUGCUUGAGGCAAAAAUUAACUUGGAGGCUGCAGAGAUGGCUAUCAAGGACAUCCAAGACCCAGAGAAGAAUGGACAGUGGUGUGAGGACUCUGAGUCAUCACCUGGUGCUGGAGCUGGUCUAUAUGCUUAA